AUGCUGCCACGUCCAGCUAGACUCCUCCAUUCCCUGCCUCGCCUCCCGCGUGCCUCGUCCUUACACACCACUGCCCAAGCUGACCGCGGUAUAACUCUCGAAGCCAAGGCCCGCGUGCAGAAGCAUGUGAGACAGCUGCAGAGCUCUUCUGGUUCUAGUGCAUCAGCCGCAGUCAGACCACAAGCUGCACCUCACUUCCAGACACCACUCCCAUCUCCUGCUCCUCGAUCUGAUAACCCUCUGGAGAAUGUCAGAGAUGGCAUGGACCAUUCUUUUAUCGGCCUCUCUGGUGGUCAAAUCUUCCACCAAAUGCUUAUGCGACACGAUGUGAAAAAGGUCUUUGGGUAUCCCGGAGGCGCCAUUCUCCCAGUUUUCGAUGCCAUUUACAACUCACCCCACUUUGAUUUCGUCCUUCCCCGUCAUGAGCAAGGUGCAGGACACAUGGCAGAGGGAUACGCUCGAGUAUCAGGCAAACCCGGUGUCGUUCUCGUCACGUCUGGACCAGGAGCCACAAAUGUCAUCACUCCGAUGCAGGACGCCCUGUCUGACGGUGUACCGAUGGUCGUGUUCAGUGGUCAGGUCGCUACCAACCUCAUCGGGUCUGACGCUUUCCAGGAAGCCGACGUCAUUGGAAUCUCUAGGAGUUGUACAAAAUGGAAUGUCAUGGUGAAGAGCGUGGAGGAGAUCCCGAGAAGGAUAAAUGAGGCUUUCAAGAUUGCCACGACAGGUCGACCCGGACCCGUCCUUGUCGAUCUUCCCAAGGACAUCACGGCCGCCAUUUUGCGUAAACCUAUCCCUGCCAAAUCCAUCCAACCAGGAUCUUCCCCUUACCUCCCUUCCAGUCCCCUCAAUCCCGUCACCGCAACGGCGCCUCAGCCAGGAGAGGCCUCUCUCAUCGCCGAAGCCGCCAAGCUGAUCAACGGUGCCAAGCGACCCAUCGUCUAUGCUGGAGCGGGUGUCUUGGCCUCGCCUGAAGGUCCUGCGCUGCUCAAGCAGCUCUCCGACAUCGGAAACAUUCCUGUCACAACCACUCUGCAGGGUCUUGGAGCCUUUGAUGAGCGAGACGACAAGUCGCUUCACAUGCUCGGAAUGCACGGAUCAGCUUACGCCAACUUUGCGAUCCAAGAGGCUGAUGUCAUCAUUGCUCUCGGAGCACGAUUUGAUGACCGUGUCACCGGAAAACCAGACACUUUCGCGCCGACGGCCCGCGCUGCUGCUCUAGAAGGUCGUGGCGGAAUCAUCCACUUUGAGAUUCAGCCCAAGAACAUCAACAAAGUCAUCGAGGCCGACAUUCCCAUCCUCGGUGAUGUCGUCGCUUCGUUGGCUGAGCUCGUUCCGCAACUCACGACUGACGUCGAUCGAACCGCUUGGCUGGAGAGGUGCAAAACGAACAAGAAGAAGUACCCCUUCACCUACGCUGCCAGCGAGAACGGCGCCAAACUCAAGCCUCAAGAGGUCAUGAAGGAGUUGAACGACCAGGCUGAAGUUAUGGGCAAGGAGAACGUCGUCAUCGCUACUGGAGUCGGUCAGCAUCAGAUGUGGGCCUGCCAAUACUACCGUUGGACGGAGCCGAGAUCAUGGGUUUCUUCCGGAGGUCUAGGAACCAUGGGCUUCGGUCUCCCCUCUGCCAUUGGUGCCAAGGUUGCCGCUCCUGAGAAGAUUGUCGUCGACGUUGAUGGCGAUGCGUCAUUCUCCAUGACAGCCAUGGAACUGGCGACUGCCAAUCAAUACAACAUUGGAGUCAAAGUGCUGCUCUUUAACAACGAGUUCCAGGGUAUGGUCGAACAAUGGCAAGACCUGUUCUACGAGAACCGUUACUCUCACACCAAGAUGCAUAACCCAGACUUUGUGAAGCUCGCCGAGUCAAUGGGAGCCAAGGGAAUGCGCUGCAUGACCAAGGAAGAACUCCCCGUCAUGAUGAAAGAAUUCCUCGAAUACGAUGGGACACGACCCAUCGUCAUGGAGUGCAUUGUCUCAAGCGAGCAUGUUUACCCCAUGGUUCCGGCUGGAAAGGCCCUGCACGAGCAAAUUCUGCAUCCUAGCCUGAGAAGCAAGGCAUACAUAGACACGAAAAGAGGCUAG
Messenger RNA from Kockovaella imperatae, 2082 nucleotides. RefSeq names its product acetolactate synthase. Gene Ontology annotation, biological process: L-valine biosynthetic process. The coding region runs from base 1 to 2082 and encodes 693 amino acids. Lineage: Eukaryota; Fungi; Basidiomycota; Tremellomycetes; Tremellales; Cuniculitremaceae. Gene Ontology annotation, molecular function: thiamine pyrophosphate binding; acetolactate synthase activity; flavin adenine dinucleotide binding. Gene Ontology annotation, cellular component: mitochondrion; acetolactate synthase complex. The transcript is spliced from 7 exons. The record is from RefSeq and is a predicted model, not a curated record.